AUGUCCAGCAAAAUCAAGCGAGCGGGGGCCCAGGCGCGGCCUGGCAGGGGCGCGGCAUUGACGGAAGAGAAGGAGGACAAGGACGCUGCAGAGAUGGAGGCGUUGCUGCAGCAGAACAGGCUGCGCCAGGCGCAGGCGCAGCUGGAGGCCUCGCAUGAGGCCUACGGGCAGCUGUGCGAGGACCACCAGCGCCUGCAGGACCUGCGGCGGCACGAGGAGCGCGAGGGGUAUGAGCUGUCGGAGCUCUUCCGCCGCCAGAUGCUGGCCAAGAACGAGCAGCUGGCGGGCCUUCAGGCCGAAGCUGCUGCCGCCGUGCAGCGAUUACAGGAAGCGGAGGCCGCCGCUGCUCAGCACGAGGCGCAGCUGCAAGCAGAGUUUGAGGUCGAGCGGCAGCAGCUGGGAGCACAAGCGGCGGCGCUGCAGGCUCAGCUGGAUGAUUUGGCCCAGUAUCGGCAGGACAAGGAGGCGCUGGUGGCAGAGAUGCAGCGGCUGCGCCAGGACAAUGUGCACAUCGCGGAAGACAUGGGGGAGAAGGUGCGCACGCUGCAGCGCCGACUGUACGAGCUGGGGUACGGGCCCGAUGGGCUGGGCGAGGGCCCAGCUGCCGGUGGCGGCGGCGAGGAGGAGGAGGAUGGGGAUGUGUGCCUGGAAGCUGACCUGCACCGCCUGCUGGCACACAGCCGCAAGGUGGAGGAUGAGAUGAAGCACUAUGGUCAGGAGGCCGAGGAGCUUCAGAAGGAGAUGAAGGCGCUGGAGACGGAGCGGGCGGCGCUGCUGCGGGAUGUGAAGCUGAAGGAUGAAAUGGAGAAGCAGUAUGCCAAGCGCGGCACGCUGCAGGCUCGUGAGAUCAGGGACGCCCACUCCAAGAUUGGCACACUGGAGCGGGGGCUGGCCCAGAUGGCGGCGGACUUUGAGGUGGAGAAGGCGGCGCUGGAGCAGCAGCUGAGGGCGCAGCUGGCAGAUGCGGUGAACGAGCACAACGGGCUGCGCAGGCUGCUGCGGCUACGUACCCGUGAUCUGCGCCAGCUGCGCCACCUGGCUCAGGAGGUGCUGCUGCAGCGCUCUGAUGUGGAGGCCUUCCUGGUGUCCGGCAUACUGCAGGUGCGGGCAGAGAUUGCGGCAGCAGCGGCGAGGGGCUCGCCCCUCCAGCAGGCCACCCAGCCAGCAGCUGCCGGCGACAGCCCCAGCGCUGCUUCCUUGGCUCUGACUGGCGAGGCCAGCAACAGUGUUGCCAGUACCAAGGGCCUGGCAGCAGCAGGGAGCAGCGUGCUGGCACACACCACCACGACGCUUGCCGCUGCGGCAGGCAAAGUGGCGGGCCUGCCCUCGCCGCCAGCGCCCUUGUCGCCAGCAGCAGCAACAGCAGCAGCUGCAGGGGUCGUGCCUGAUGUCGUCAGGAGCCCCAGCCGCGCAGCAGCCACCAGCUGGACAGCCGGUGGUGGCAGCCCGACCAGCGCAGGCGCAUCGCAGGCAGCAGCCAGCCCAUCCAGCGCCGCGGGCCACGUGGAUGUCAAGGACUUGAGCUGGGAGGAUCGCGAGCGCAUCCUGCGCCUGCUGUUUGCAAAGAUCAACAAGGCAGCACAGCUGUUUGUGGAGAGCUUGGAUCUGACGGUGCAGCUGCAUCGUAUCUUUGUGAAUGAGAGCGGCCAGCGGCGGCCUGGUCUGACACGCCGUGACAAGCACCAGGUGCUGGACGAGGGCUAG
Messenger RNA from Chlorella variabilis, 1704 nucleotides. RefSeq lists its product as hypothetical. The record is from RefSeq and is a predicted model, not a curated record. Lineage: Eukaryota; Viridiplantae; Chlorophyta; Trebouxiophyceae; Chlorellales; Chlorellaceae. The transcript is spliced from 7 exons. The coding region runs from base 1 to 1704 and encodes 567 amino acids.